ACUGUGGCUGCAAGCAGGAAGUUUAACCAAACGCUCAUGACGGCGCAUGCGUUGUUUGCGGAGAACGCUAGCUAGAACUGCAGUCGCCGCUAUGGGUAUAGCGCUGUGUUGAGAGAGAAAAAAAAAUACAGACAUUUUUCGUUAGGAAAGGAAAAAAGUUAAUUCUUUACAGUGUUACAAUAAAACAGAAGCAAGGGAAGAGACAAAGACGUAAUAUGUUUGGUUUGUCCCAGGUAGAAGAGUGAUGGAAAGGAUGGGUUGUACAGAAAAUGCUGUGAUAACCUGAUCAACUCCCUUCCCAACACAUUCUGCUGGCUACCUCUGUCCCUUUCUUUGUGAGAGACACUUACGCUGAUCUCACCAAUAAUGGAAUGACAUGCAUGCCAUCCUCAAAGCAUUUGAAAGGUUAAGUGGUGAAAUUUAAAGGGACGUCAGCGCUUCUGCCGGGAGGCUUAAGCUGGCCAUGGCCCAGGUCCCGACGCCCCCUCCCCCGGGGGAAAUGUCCAGCGGAGCAGUGGCUGAGAGCUGGUGCUACACACAGGUUAAAGUGGUAAAGUUUUCGUACAUGUGGACCAUAAACAACUUCAGUUUCUGCCGAGAGGAGAUGGGGGAGGUGCUGAAGAGCUCGACCUUCUCGUCGGGUCCUAACGACAAGAUGAAAUGGUGUCUGCGUGUGAACCCAAAGGGACUUGAUGAUGAAAGCAAAGAUUAUCUCUCCUUGUAUUUACUACUUGUUAGUUGUCCAAAAAGUGAAGUCAGAGCAAAGUUCAAGUUUUCUUUAUUGAAUGCAAAAAGAGAAGAAACUAAAGCUAUGGAAAGCCAAAGAGCAUACAGAUUUGUCCAAGGGAAGGACUGGGGAUUCAAAAAAUUUAUUCGGAGAGAUUUUUUGCUUGACGAGGCAAAUGGGCUCUUACCGGAUGACAAGCUCACACUGUUCUGUGAGGUGAGCGUUGUCCAGGACUCUGUGAACAUCUCCGGCCAGUCCAACAUGAACAUGCUGAAGGUUCCUGAGUGCCAGCUGUCAGAUGACCUGGGGAACCUGUGGGAAUGCUCCAGGUUCACGGACUGCAGCCUCUACGUCGGGGGGCAGGAAUUCAAGGCUCACAAAUCCAUAUUAGCAGCCAGAUCGCCUGUUUUUAAUGCCAUGUUUGAACAUGAAAUGGAGGAAAGUAAAAAGAACAGAGUAGAUAUAAGCGACGUGGACCCUGAUGUUUUUAAGGAGCUGAUGGGCUUCAUCUACACAGGGAAAGCGCCAAAUCUGGAGAAAAUGGCCGACAACUUGUUGGCCGCAGCUGACAAAUACGCACUGGAGCGCCUGAAGGUUAUGUGUGAGGAGGCUCUCUGCAGCAGCCUGUCAGUGGAGAACGUGGCAGACAUCCUCAUCCUCGCAGACCUGCACAGCGCCGAGCAGCUCAAAGCACAAGCCAUAGAUUUUAUCAACAGGUGCAGCGUCCUCCGACAGCUGGGCUGCAAAGACGGAAAAAACUGGAAUAACAAUCACGCGACGGACAUAAUGGAGACGGCGGGCUGGAAGUCCAUGAUCCAGUCCCACCCUCACUUAGUGGCAGAGGCCUUCCGCGCCCUGGCCUCGGCCCAGUGCCCCCCCUUCGGCCUGCCCCGAAAGCGCCUAAAACAGUCCUGACUGCCCCGGCCCUUUCACAGACUUUUACAGGAGAAAACACAAAGGAGUCCGCUGGCAUUGCUGCGCCCGCCCCCUCCCCACAGCGAACGAGUGCACAGGCCGAACCGCUUCCGGUCCAGAGCGGUCGCCCCCGCUUCUCGGGCGGGAGGCGGGGGGCGGGGGGAGGGGGAGGGGCGGGCACAAGGCAAAAACACAGCGGUGUCCUGCAUCGCUUCUUCAACAGAUGGAGUUUGCUUUUGGUCUUUCAGCUUUAUUUACAAUCUUUUCUGUGAUUUCAAAAGGCCUUAAACUGUCUGCCAUUGCUCCAGAGUUUAUAUUGUUACUUCCGUAUUUAACUGUGUGCCUGUCUAAGAGACCAGACCUCCAGAUUGCACUAGUUCCCAUAAUGCAGCAGUUUUGAUAUGGAGUUCUAUAGGAAUGUUUCAGUAUGUGUUUGAUUAAUGGGAGAUGUUGUGUAUCAGUAAUGUUUAGCUCCUUUUGUGACUAGACAUUAAACACGUGUGAACAUUUUGAGUGCAAGGUCAUUUCUCUUUACUCUUUUUAAAUGACUGAUAUGCCCCAUAUUGAUGGCAACAUUUUCAUGGAAAGACACAAGUUUACCAUCUUCAGAUAACCGCUGUAAAAGUCAAUUAGACCUACGAGGUGAAAAUACUUGUGUAACUUGGUAUGCUUUGUGAGAAUUAUUUUGUAUGUUGUAUACAGAUGAUGGAACGCAUAUGUCUAUAUUCUGCACCUUCUUAAAUAUUGGAUAAAUAUGAAUAUGUUUACUAUUGUCUGUGUACAGCAAAUAUCUGUUACACAUGCAUUAACUUACUUUAUUUUUCAAUUUAUUUCCACCAUACAGAUCAUUAAUUUCUGUCAUGUGAUUAGCUUUCCAUGUUUCUUAUCAAGUGGCAAAGCUCUGAAUGUUCUGGAGUAUAUAUUCUGUGGUUAAAAGAAAAGAGGUUCUGGAAUCAGUGGUAUACAUGCAUGGCUCUGUAUUGUGGGAAAGGCAUUGGUACUCUUUUUCCUUCAGUGAUAUACAUUUCCUUGUAAGAAUUCAAUUGAGUGGAGUUCAUUUAAUCCAUGCACAAUGGAUAGUAACCACAAAACACUUUGGCAAUAUCUGAGCGUCUGAAUGCCAGUGCUGUCAUCCCUAUGUGCUGUGUGUAACAAUGUGUUAACUCUCAUAACAGUGAUCUUACUGGAGCCUUAAAAUAUACAUUUUUCUCAACAUA
Messenger RNA from Conger conger (European conger), 2859 nucleotides. RefSeq names its product speckle-type POZ protein-like A. The transcript is spliced from 12 exons. Gene Ontology annotation, cellular component: cytoplasm; nucleus. Gene Ontology annotation, molecular function: ubiquitin protein ligase binding. The record is from RefSeq and is a predicted model, not a curated record. Gene Ontology annotation, biological process: regulation of proteolysis; proteasome-mediated ubiquitin-dependent protein catabolic process. Bases 464 to 1642 code for a protein of 392 amino acids. Lineage: Eukaryota; Metazoa; Chordata; Actinopteri; Anguilliformes; Congridae.